Vitrella brassicaformis is the source of this 5960-nucleotide messenger RNA. The record is from the annotation of a GenBank genome assembly. NCBI's taxonomy places the organism in Eukaryota, Vitrellaceae.
GUGCUGCAUAUCUGCCAUGAGUGCCAUGAACGAACGUCCCAUUUCACACGCACGUAUUAUGCAUGUCAGUGUCAGUCAGCACAGCCCCCCCCUGUCUGCCUCAACCGCACCACAUGUACACAGAGAUCCGUCCAUCCAGCCAUCACGCCACGCACCUCUCAGUGUCACGUCACUCGUCAUCGAGGCGCAUCUUCUUCCGCAUCUUGGCCUCUUCCUUGCCCUUCAUGCGAUAGUAAUCCCGCUUCAACUCCCUCCGCUUGGCUGCACGACGUGCCUCAUCCUGUCGACACACACCCACACCACACAGACAGACAGACAGACGCACAGCCAGAGUGCACGCCGCACCCAACCAUCCGGCCAAAUAUCGCACCCACCUUGGCAGCGAGUUUCUGUUUGAGUAGUCUUUUCCUCUGGCUGGUCUCCUGCUUGAGUCGCACUCUGUUCUUCUGGAUGGUGUGCAGGCGGCCCAGCAAAGUGGCGACGCUCUUCUCGUAGUCAGACAGGCCCACGCGCGUCAUUCUCGACACCAAAUCGGUCUUCCUCUUCUGCUUCUGGUCCAGCUGAUGGAACACACACACACACACACACGGAUCCACGUGUGAGCGUGUUUCUCUCUCUCACUGACUGACUGACCUUUGGCUUUGAUGCGAAUGGCAGGUUCUUCUGCAGCUCCUUGGGUAUCUUGAGGGGGUUGAACUUCCUGGGCGGCCGAUACGGCUUGGCGCCGUAGUCGCUGUCGGGCGUGUGGGGGAUGGGCACCUGCCGCUCCUGCCGCAGCUCGGCGAUGGUCUUCAUGCGCCGCCAGCCGCCCUCUUUGCCCUCGGUGGUGCCGACAUCCAGCACGGGGUUGUAGAAGCGCUUCGGCUCAACCUGUCAGUCAUGUGGGCGGACACACACACACAUACAUGUACAGGGAGAGAGGGAGGGAGAGGGGGGAGGGUCACGUGGCAGUCAGUCACCUUGAUCCAUGCCUUGCAGAUGACGAUGUCGCUCAUGAGGAUGCGGUCCUCGAAUGUGGCGCGGAAGCUGCCCCUGUCGUCCAGCGACUUCUUGAUCUGACCGCGAAUGCCGCUCACAGUCUGAAGCUUCGCACCUGCAUCGCAUCAGGGGACACAUGCGCAGAAAGGGAGAGAGAGAGAUCGCGAUAGGCGGAGCAGUUGCUGUGUGUGCCGUGUGUGUGCCGAAUCGAAUGCCCGGUCGCGUGACUGACUGACCGAUGCACUUGGAGACUUCGAAGCUGCUGGAGAACAUGUUCUUGAUGAAGGCCGUGUUUUUGAAGAUCUUGUAAGGCUCGCCAACCUGGCAUAACACACCACACCACACCACAGACCAUUCGCCGAUCCAUCCCCCCACACAUUGCACCGCACCAGUUUGAGUUUUUUGACGAUUUUGAACUCAGGCGAGGUCUCGAGCACCACCCCAGUGGCCGACACGCGGAAGUUCACAACGGGGUCCCACCGCCGAAUGGCCACCACACCGGUCGACGGCGGGGUGGUGGGCCCGUAGAAGGUGCACGUGCAGUGCAGGUGCUCCGGUGUGUACUUGAGCAUCCGCGUCCUGCACACAGACAGACAGACAGACAGACAGAGACCCAAAGGAUGUCAGUGCGACGAAGGAGUGUGGGGUGUGUGUGUGUAUAUGUGUACCUAAUUCCGUUUCUGUCUUCGAUUGCGUAGAGCGGCAGUGAUUGGAAGCGCCGCCACCCCAUCGACACCAGCAGCACGUCAUUGGCCUUGAGGAUCCGGGGAGCCCACCUGCACACGUCACGUGGCAAGCAUCGCAUCAUACACACGCACACGCGCCUUCACCCUCCCUCGAUUCCCCACCUGUGUUUCUUGAUCUUGACCUGCAUCAUGCCCAGCCCGCUCUCGCCGGGCAGGAUGCCGCCCAGCAGAACUGGCCGGAAGGGGUCCUUCUGCAGGGUCUCCAUCCAUGCCGGCGGGAUGCCCUCGACGGUCACGCGCACAUACGUCCCGAUGGCCAGCCCCUGGCCCGUCUCGGACGGCAUCCCCACCGCCUCAGAGAUGAGCGCCUGCCUCUCAGCCCGCUCGCGCCUCUUCUCCUCCUCGGUCUUCUCACCAGUUUCUGCCUCCGCCUGUUCCACCUUCGGCUUUUCCUCGGCGGCUUGUUUGUCAUUAUUGGCGGCCUUGUCGUCUUCAUCGAGCCCGCCCCCGGUGAUGAAGAAUGUGGCCUUGAGUGCGGCGAGGGUGGAUGGCGUCCAGAGCCUGUCGAUGUGGAGAAGGGACUCGGGGGUGCUGAAUGAGAGGGAUGGGGAGGGGGCGUCUGAGUGGGUCUCAUCUUGGCGGGCGUCGGUGUCGGGCUGCAUGGUGGGGGCCACAGAUGCCACAAAGGCGAGCAGGGGGAUCCUGAAAUGACAACACGUAUGGAUGUGACAUGGAGCGGGAGUCCUGCUCGUUCCGUGCAUUGCGUACUUGGAACAGUCUGAUCCAUCCGCCAGUGGCACAUCGGGGGGAAUGUAGCCGAGAAGGCUGGACGGAGCGCCCUCAGGCACCUGACAAACUCACACAAUACCCACUCAUGCGUGACACUUGAGUCAUCCGGCUGCCUGCCCCUGCCCCUGCCCCUGGCCCUUCCUGCCUGUCACACCUUUGCGGCCAUCUCCUCUUCGUCGCUCUCAUCGUCUUCGAACAGACUGAGCCGCUGGUGGUCGCUCUCCUCGCGAUCGAGGCCAUACUGCAGCCCCUGCCACAAGCCGCCCCCUCCAGACGCACACGCCUUGUCGACGCCCUGCCUGCCUUUGCGGCCGCCCCAGCUGCGCGAGAGCAGCUCCCAUCGCCUCUCGGGUGGGCCAUCGCCGCCGUAGACGAGCUCGGAGAGGGAGGGGGGACGCUCGAAGCGUAGACGGGCCUGCUCGGCCAGGUCGGGCUCGUCGGCCGCUGCCGGCUCCAGUUGUGCUGGUUCUUCAUCCUCAUCGUCAGGCAGUCCGUUGGCCAUGUCGGCAUGGUUGUCCUUGUGGUUGUUGGUGUCGAGCUGCCAUGACUCGUCUGUCUGCAUCAUCUCCUGGUCGAUGUCGUCAUCGUAGUCGUCGUCAUCGAGCUCGGCCUGGAUGCGUUGUCGCUCCUUCUCCGACUGGUUGCCGGUCUCCUCGUCGAGUCGAGAGGGGUCGAGCUUCUCCUUGAUCCGCCGCUGCCGGUCGCUGACCUUCUUGUCGAACAACACGCGACGACGCACACGGCCAUCGGCUGACCGACACGCACAAGACAAGACCGACACGCAGAUGUGUGUUUGGAGGGAAAAGGAGGAUGGGGUACCUGCAUGCACGGUUGUCUCGGUGGGCUCUUCCUCCUCGUCAUCGUCGUCUUCUUCCAUGUCGUCACUGUCGACGUCAUCUUGGUCGUGGUUGAUGAGUCGUGAUGACCUAGGCAGCAGCUGCAGCUUCUGGCUGCGGACGGCCUCGUCCAGCUUGCUCUCAGCAACCUGAUUGAUGAGUGAGAGAGGAGAGGAUGGGGACAUGCAGUUUCGCAUCCAUGCUGUUGAUGGAUGCCUCUUGUGUUCGGCAAUUGACCUGCAGGUUUCGGACGAGCGCGACGGCCUCAGGGAGGUCCUCCUCCUCGACCACACUGCAUGGAGCACAGCACCACACACACACACACACGCAUCCAUCCAUCCAUCCGCUCGUGUGUGAGUGUUGGUGCGCAUUCUGCCGCCACUGACUCGUCAGGUUCUCCAUUCUCGUCUUCCUCCUCCUCCUCCUCGUCGCUGUCCCCAUCGCUCUCCUCGUCCUGGUCCUCGUCUUCUUUGUCUUUACUGCCCGACGUGCCCGCCUGAAGCGCAUCGGCGCGAGUGAAGGCCACCUUGUGGUCGGGCAGCUUGAUGUACAUGGCGUCGGCGUCGAAUGCGACGGUGCCGACGUCACAGCCGGGGGCGUAGAUGGACCGGUGCCUGGCCUUCAGGGUCCGCAUCGUACGGCUGCCGACCUCGCCCUUCUUGCCAUCCUUCCGCACCCUGACCAGAAAACCAGCAGCACGACACACACAGAGGGUUCCUUCCAGCUGUCUGCUGCGUGUGCCGCAGAGAGCUGGGUCACCUGUUGUCCUCUGGUGGCUGGCACGGGUCAAGGCUCUCCGUGAUGUUGGUUAUCGGGAAGUCACCAGCUCCAGGAAUGUGCACCUGACAACCACACAUCCAUCCAUCCAUCACACAUUCGGUGACGUGACACCAGCCUGGCCCCGUGAGCAACUGUGCUGUCUGAUCUGACUGACCAUUUGUCCCUCUCUGAAUCUAGCGCCCUUGAUGUAGCCAUAGAACCAGGCAGUGCGGUCGUGUGUGGGCGGUAGGUGAGGUGGGGUCUGCUCCUCGAAGCGCAGUGACAGCAGGUAGGGGUGGGCCGACCGCCAUGAGAGGGGCGCGAACUUCUGCACCGCGACGAAACGGGCCAGGUUGGCGAUCUGACGCAUGCAAUGGAAUGGGAUGGGACAACAAGGCCACGUCGAUUUCCUUCAUGUGUGGUGUGUGGUGUGUGGUGUGUGGUGUGUGGUGGGCUCGGGCCGACCUCUGUUUUGUUGUAUCUGCCGUACUGCAGGCCGCUGAGGUAGAAGAGCUUAGCACCGUCGUAGAUCUCUGUCCAAAACCUGCAGAGGCGUGAGAUGGUCUGCUGCUCUGAUUCCCUCCCGCCCUUUCUGUCCUGCGUGCACACAAGACCUACCUGUUUUUCAUUUUUUUUUUGGUCUUGCGCAGCCUCUUGUUGUCCUGAAAGGAGUCGAGGUGGGUCAAUACGCCUGAUUGAUGAGAUGAGCCAUGGACAGGCAACAGGGCAGGAAUCCAUCCACCACACCACGAUGGCAUAGGGGUGUCUGUCAUGUGACCCACCCCCCACCUAGAAUCCGUGGGAAGCCGUGGACUUGUAGGAGGUUGAGGAACUCAAAGGUCUCCAUCUCAAAACUGCAACACACACACACACACACACAGAGAGAGAGAGACACAUCCAUGCAUUGCGUGCAGUCAUGGCGCGGCAUGGUAUACUGUACGCCAGCCAUCCCAUCCGCCCGGCUGUUCGUACCCGAAGCUUGCGUCGAUCAUCAGCAGCACGAGGUCGGCGAUCUUGGCUGCACCACAACAUCAACACACACACACACAGACACAGAGAGAGAGAUGGGCUGCGUGUGAUGUUUGCGGUCUGUACUGUAUAUGUCUGUUGGCUGCCUACCUACCCAGGUCUAGCAUGGUGUGCAUGUCCUUGGGACACUCCACAAAGGUCAACCGACGACUCUUGCCUGACAGACACACGAAUCAACGCAAAGGUCUAGAUAGCUCCGCGUGUCGUCUAUAGCCACCCACCCAUCUCUGUGUGUUUCGCUUACUGGACACGAGCGUGACGGGACCCCGCACAUCGCUGAGGGAGUGCUUGCAGUAGUGCUUCACCAGUGAACGGAUCAGCGUCGUCUUGCCAACCUGACCACACCACACCACACCACACCCCCGCAGAACAAUCAGCCAGCCGGUCAGCCAGUCGGCCCAGCACACCACACAUACCCUCCCUGUAUGUGUGUCACCCACCUUUGGCGGUCCCUGAACGACCACGAUGAAUGGCGGGGGGACGUCAGGUGUCUUGUCGAUCACCUCCGCUUUCUCCCGCUUGGCCUGCAACUCGAGCGACCGCUGGACUGUCCGACGGACACUCGUGGCACCGCCAGAAAAACUAAACGCCUGACGGACAGACACACGCACACACGGAUGCACCCAUACACGGAAAGUUUUGGCAAAUGCUUCCAUCUCGUAUGGAUUGUGCAGCUGACCCUUGGGUUGUGUCUGUCGGCGCUUUUGAGGUCCUUCUCCUUCUUCUCGCGCUUGACCUUGGCGCCGCCACUCUUGGGCUUGUGCUGCUUCUUCGCCUUCGCCUCACCGGAAUCCAUCCCUCUCUGCGAGAUCUUGAUCUGCCUUAUGAACCAAUGCGCUCAGCCUACAUUCAGAGCCGGAAAAAGAAAGGCACUCCUCUGCGG